UUACGGUCUCGGCGUAAAGACGUCAGAGGAAAGGAAGAUGGCUGCCGGGCAGAAGGCGGAAGUGGGUCAGUGUAGGUGGCUGUGCGUCGUGUGAGAGCAACCCUGCAUGGGCUCGUCGCCAUGAGCAACAAGGAGAUGGUUUCCACGGGUCACUCUGAGAGUAAAGCACAGAGGAACAAGCUGCUGGAAUGCCUCCCUCGCUCCUCCUGUCUGCCCAACGAGCGUCUGAGAUGGAACACUAAUGAGGAGAUCGCGUCUUAUCUGGUAAGCUUCGAUAAGCAUGACGAGUGGCUCUCCUGCACCCUAAAAACCAGGCCAAAGAAUGGCAGCAUCAUCCUCUACAACCGGAAGAAGGUCAAGUACAGGAAGGAUGGCUACUGUUGGAAGAAACGCAAGGAUGGGAAGGACACCAGAGAGGACCACAUGAAGCUGAAAGUGCAGGGCAUGGAGUGUCUCUACGGUAACUACGUCCAUUCCGCCAUUGUGCCAACAUUCCACCGGCGUUGCUACUGGCUGCUGCAGAAUCCAGACAUUGUGCUGGUCCAUUACCUGAAUGUGCCCUCCUUGGAGGAUUCCGGCAAAUGCAGUCCGCUGCUGUGCGCUGUGACCAGUCGCCACGACAGCGUGAAAUGGAGCCGUGACGACUUGCUUGGUCAGCUCAAGCCCAUGUUUCACAGCAUCAAGUGCUCCAGCGGGAGCGGUGAUUUCAGCAUCGAGGAUCUGGUGCAGCUCAUCUUGGAGCGCCAGAGAACCAAACCGCAGCCGCGCACACACGCGUGCCUCUGCAACGGCAGCCAGGGAGGAAACAUUCCCCACAGCUGCAACAGCACCAAGCACCGGAUCAUCUCUCCCAAAUUGCCCCCAUCGUCAUCCUCGCCGCUCUCCUCAGAGACUGGGGAGCUCGGGGGCGGCGGGGGUGACGCCAAACUGCCCCAGCUCCAGGCUCAGGGAAGCCCCGCCUCCUCUCCCGGCCCCACUUCCACCUCGGUCACAUCCCCCCCACUGACCACCGUGGCGCUGCCGCACAACGCCGUCAUCGUCAUGGCGACCACUGCCGCCAUCACCCGGGGCAGUGGGGAGGAUGCCCCCAAGGAGAGCCUGGCGCUCACCCGCUCCAGCCAGUUACUUCUCUCGCCCCCCCUCCCUCCCCAUGCCAAGCCUCCCUCGCCCUGCCCGCCCUCCCCCACACCCCCUUCCCUACCCGCUCCUGUGCACCACACCCUCUCCCUCACCCUCCUUCCCUCUCCCGUCAUAGGAGGCCUGCUCCUCACUCCUUCCUCUUCCGCCUCCCCUCCCUUAUCCUUCUCCUCACCCUCUCUCCCCCCGCCGUUCCUCCCGCCCGCUUUUGACCCCGACUCCUUUCUGAAUUCCCCCAAGCAAGGCCAGACGUACGGCGGGCCCCUUCCUCCCAUCAUCUGCUCCUCCUCAUCGCCACUCUCCCCUUCCUCUCUGGCGCUCUCCCCCACGUCCACCCCGCCCUCGUCAAUCUCCCCACCGUCGUCGCUCUCGUCGUCCUCCUGCGAGACGGACAGGAAGGACGCCUCCUCUCUCCCGCCCUCCUUCCUCUUGUCGCCCACCUCCUCGGUGGCGCCGCCCCUCCUACCGCUCUGUCUGGAGUUGGGAGCUGUGGGGGUACCGCCGGAGACGGUGGGAGGCACCCACGAGGAGAAGGAGCAGGGACGUGGCGCUCCCAUCUUAGCGCAUCCGUCAAACCUGCUGCAGCCCAGACAAUCAUCAAUGCCAGGAAGUGGCGUCGCAUCACAGGAGCAGCCUUACGGUCACCUGCCCGCGCCCCCCACCACCCAAAACGUCACCAUGGAAACAUCCAUCCCGGCGUCUCACGCGAAGCAGGUAGACAGCCCACCCUCCGAUGCCGACCCCCCUCCCAUGGACACGCAGCAGGAAGCGGAGGAGCUCGAAAUCUCCUUCGACAGCCAGUUUCCGGACCUCAUCUCUGACCUCAUCACGGUGGAGACCAAUCCCGAGUCGGCGCCGCCUCCCCCCGUCGAGGCGGCCCCCGGGCCGGCCGUCUUCUCUGCCGGGAUUCGCUACAUGGUGCCCCCUCAGCCUUCCCCCUCCACCUCCUUCCUGCCCUUUCCUCAGCCGCUGCCGUCUACCUCGCCGCUCGCUUCCAUCACAGACUUCUCACCGGAGUGGUCGUAUCCCGAGGGUGGGGUGAAAGUAUUGAUCACAGGACCGUGGAGCGAGCAGACGGGUCGAUACUCGUGCGUGUUUGAUCAGAGCGCAGUCCCGGCUUCACUAAUCCAGCCUGGCGUGCUGCGCUGCUACUGCCCUGCCCACGAGGCCGGUCUGGUGUGUCUUCAGGUCGUCGAGUCCGGGGGCUCCGUGUCGUCCUCGGUUCUGUUUGAAUACCGCGCUAGGAAUGCCAGCUCGCUGCCCAGCUCACAGCUCGACUGGCUCUCAUUGGAUGACAAUCAAUUCAGGGUGUCCAUCCUGGAGCGCCUUGAGCAGAUGGAGCGCAGGAUGGCGGCCAUGGCGGCCCGCGACGUCGCGCAACGACAACAACAGCAUCAACAGCAGCAGCGGCAACAACAUGGCAACCAAAUGGCGGCCGCCGUGCCGCCACCUCCUCACACACCCGAGGACCGCGAGCAGUCGUCCCAGUGGUUCGAGAGGAGGAUCAUCGGCGUGUGCGAGAGAAUGAUGAGAGGGGUGCGGUGGAGCGGAGGUGACGAGGAGCGGCUUCAGCACUUGCCGCGUCACCGCGGGAUGACGCUGCUCCAUCUGGCCGCCGCGCAGGGUUACACGCAUCUGAUACACACGCUCAUCACCUGGAGGCGUGUACACAGCGAGAGUUUGGACCUGGAACAGGAAGUUGACCCUCUCAACGUGGACCACUUCUCCUGCACGCCACUGAUGUGGGCGUGCGCUCUGGGCCAUCGGAGAGCGGCCGAGCUCCUGUACGGCUGGAGCGCCGUGGCUCUCGGCAUCCCGGACUCGCUGGGCCGCCUCCCGCUGGCCGUGGCUCACUCGCGAGGGCACACAGGUCUGGCCGCCGCUCUGGAGGAGCUGCACAUGCACGCCGCCGCCUCGCCUGCCUCCACCAGCCCGGACACAGGCCUCAGCUCCUCCAGCAGCCUCCCUUCGUCCCCCUCUCAGUGUUCGGCGGCCCCCAUGGACACCUCGCCCUCGUCUCCCUUAUCCCCUUUCUCAUCCUCAUCGUCCUCCUUGCCUGUGGAGGAGCCGCACGCAGCUUUGACCCUCUCCGGGUGUACGAACGAGGGCCCCGCGUCCCCCGGCCUGCCACCCACCCUGGCAGAGCAGUUUCUGAGCUACAGCGACAACGUGGAGAAUGAGGGCGAGGAUGACGAAGAGGAGGUGGAGGUCGACAUGGCAACGCUGGCGGAGCAAAUCAUUGAGGCCACGCCAGAGCGAAUCAAACACGAGGACUUUGCCGGGGGGGCCGAGUCGCUGCUCCGUGAAAGGCGGGAUGUGCAGGACACCUGGCUGGCGACCUACCUGGACACGAUUGACGCCCAUACACAGUCCCUGCCCAGGCGGGUCUGCCCCCCCUCGCCACUCAGCGCUUUGGCCCUCCAGAGACUGCGACCGCCCUCCUCGGCGGCGUGGGCCGAGUUUCUGAACGCGUCGGCCAACGGUCGGAUGGAGCGCGAUUUCGCCCUGCUGACGCUGACGGACGGCGAGCAGAGGGAGCUCUAUGAGGCUGCCAGGAUCAUCCAGAACGCCUUCCGGAGAUACAAGGGUCGCAGGUUGAAGGAGCAGCAGGACAUGGCCGCCGCCGUCAUUCAGAGAUGCUACCGUAAAUAUAAACAGCUAACAUGGAUAGCUCUCAAGUACGCCCUCUACAAGAAGAUGACCCAGGCGGCCAUCCUGAUCCAGUCCAAGUUUCGUUCAUACUACGAGCAGAAGCGCUUCCAGCAGAGUCGACGUGCGGCCGUGCUCAUCCAGCAGUACUACCGCAGCUACAAGGAGUACGAGAGGCUCAAACAGGGCCCGGGCGGCGGCUGCACAGGCCACACCCCCAAACUCAAGGGGACCUUCCUGACCAAGAAACAGGACCAGGCUGCACGGAAGAUCAUGAGGUUCCUGAGACGCUGCAGGCACCGGAUCAAGGAGUUGAAGCAGAACCGGGAGCUGGAGAGACGAGGCCUGACCACGUAAAUCCAUCGCUCGACAUCCUGAUGAAUGUAGUUCCCAGCAGGGAGCGCAUGGUGGCAAAUGUCCAUCUCUGUUCUUAUUGACAUGUUGGUACGCAUGUACCCAUACAUAAUACACGGGACUUUUGAAAUAUUGUUAUUUAUGACUGCAAGUGAGUCUUAAUGAACUGAACUGUGAUUUAGAGGCCGCAGUCUGGCUUGUUUUGCAUGAUGCCAUCAACAAAGGAGACGUGUAGAGAAAAUAUCACCUUUAAUUCACACACGCUUUGAACAUCAAUCAAGCAAAGCAUCGUGAGAUGUGUGGUUCACAUGCUUUGAGUGUACGUGUAAAAAAACAGUUUGAUCAACAAUGAAAAAAAACUAAACAAUGA
Syngnathus acus (greater pipefish) is the source of this 4510-nucleotide messenger RNA. It is a transcript of the gene camta2, whose product is annotated as calmodulin binding transcription activator 2. The transcript has 26 exons. Gene Ontology annotation, biological process: regulation of transcription by RNA polymerase II. Gene Ontology annotation, cellular component: nucleus. The record is from RefSeq and is a predicted model, not a curated record. Gene Ontology annotation, molecular function: transcription coregulator activity; protein binding; double-stranded DNA binding. Bases 121 to 4143 code for a protein of 1340 amino acids. Lineage: Eukaryota; Metazoa; Chordata; Actinopteri; Syngnathiformes; Syngnathidae.